Tetranychus urticae (two-spotted spider mite) is the source of this 1991-nucleotide messenger RNA. RefSeq lists its product as uncharacterized. NCBI's taxonomy places the organism in Eukaryota, Metazoa, Arthropoda, Arachnida, Trombidiformes, Tetranychidae. The record is from RefSeq and is a predicted model, not a curated record.
UUUGUACCAAUGAUGAUUGUGACUUUUGUCAUGCGAUUUUUGUUUUCUUCAGCUUCUUUAUCAAAUCAAGGUGAUUGAAAGGCAUUGAUUGAUUCAAGCAACCUGAAUCCCAUUUGAUUUUUGAUUAAGCAACAGGCUUUUAUAAUAAAAAAAUUAACUAUAUUCCCUGGGAAUCGGUUAAUAGUGAAAAUAAUGUAAAAAUUUAUAUUGAAUUGUCGUUAAUGAAAACAUAUUUAACCAAUAAUCGAAGCAACUCUUUGGGUUUAAGUCUAUUCGUACUCAUUAUGCGUAGGAAUAGCGUCUCUUAACCAUUUUCAUUGUUUUCAUGCUUUUGUUUUGUUUUCGUCGCUGUCUUGUAAACUAUGUCGUUACUUAUCAAGGUUAAUUAUUUGUUGAUUGCCUCGUCUCAGUUACAAUUAUUGAUAUUCUUAAUGAAAACUAAGCUAACCAUGUUAAUAUUUAAUCGGAAAUCUCGUGUUAAUUGGAUGGAUGUUUAUCGCUGAUGAACAAAAUUUGAAUAAUGGAGGAAGCAAUUGAGGCUCAACCGACUCAACGAGAUUUGGUCAAACGCUUUAAAUAUUUGAUUGGUUUACCUGAUGAAAUUGAUGCUGAUGAAUAUGCUGGUAAAGCGAUUACAAUUAUGGAAAAAUGUGCUCGUAGCUUACUCAUUACUCGACGAGGAUACCACCAGUCACGCCGUGAUUACCAGUUUGAAGACUAUACUUGGAAAAAUAGUUUAGGUCGUGCAAUACUCAUAUUUGUCGGUUUAAGGAUAACCAUAAUUGCUAUUGUGCCAGCUGAUAAUCAACUGGUCACCGUCUUCUUGGGCAAUCCAUUUCAUGGAAAAUCAUAUUCACAAGAAGUCGCCCUUUUGACUUUGUUAUUGCUCACAGUGUUGAGUAUACUACGUGAAGUAGCCAUUUACAUUGAAGACGCUGGUUAUAUCAUGGAUUUGCAGUUCCUAAGAAUCAUCCAAAUAUAUGGAUUUGACCAUAAGCUAUUGUUUCUUACACCUAAACAGUGCAAAGCUAUGAAGCCUGUAUUAAUUUUUCACGUUGUUAACUGGACUCGCAUGUUGAGGUUCAAUAAAUUUGCUAAUGGCGUCAUUAUGCUAAGCUUUCGUCUCUUUGAUCCGCUCUUCUACUCAAAUCCAGUUUAUUUUAUAACAAGUGUUUUCUGGAUCGUUAUGGAAACAUUUGCUGCUCGGAUGUCAUUCACGGCUCUACUCAAUGUUGGUGGCCAUACAAUUGUAAUGGUUCCCUGGUAUAUCUUUCGGUUGAGGAGUGUUCAUGAAAUGGUGGUUAAAGUCAACUCUAUGGACAGAAUAAGUGAAUCUCGCCUCAAGCAUCUAACCCGUUCUUUGUUAUUCUAUUUAAAUUGUUAUGAUAAAAUAAUGAAAGACUGUAGAUAUCUAUUCUUCUAUUGUAUAUUUUUCGUCUCCUUUUUGGCUGAUACAGUCAUCUUCAUGGCGAUUGUCUCAUCCUAUCCUUCACAUAUAAUUGGUACAUUUUAUUUCGCUGGUUUCUUUUGUAUCACUGCAAUUGGAUCUGUUAUCUACUUUGCCGGUGAAUUUGUUGACCGUCCAAAUAUUAUUCAUGGUCUUUUGACCAAGAUCAUUCACAAAUGUCAAGCCGGUUACGAGGAAAAAUUAAAUAUGCAUAAAGUAUUGGAUCGGAUCGCAAUUUAUGGAACCGGAAUCAGAAUCGGCGAUGUUAUUAAUAAAAUCGAAAGGGAUCUGUUUGUUUUCUAUAUUCUGGAAAAUGCCAGUACAGUAAUGCUACUCAUUUGUAAUAUAAGAACUGCUUAAUAAUUGUAAAUGGACUGAAAAAAUUGAAGCUAGUACAUAACUAACAACUUGCAAGUAGUCGCAUGGACAAUGUACAUGUUUUUAUACUUUUAAGUUAUUCAUCAACUUUUCAUAGCAAGGGUUUGUAUUAGCAAUUACAAACUGAGAAUCGUUGACAAUAAAGUUCACCUGCAAUACAGCAAAA